AUGCCUGUGUUGUUCGAUUGUUCCCAGCCGUAUUUCUGCUAAUUGUUGGAGUGCUGCUCGUAGUGGCGUCAAAGCAUCGUCGGUUAAAUUUGUUUGCGAUAACCCUGGGAAUUAGAAAAGGAAUCUCGGGCGCUUGCUUAGUUAACGUAUGCGUAAAAAAUUAACGGAAACGCGUGCGAUGCGUUUUUGUGUUCGAUCGACUUUCUUCUAAACGCCGCCCACAAGCUUCGCCGAACAAUUGACAGUUGCCGUUGACGUGUGCAGCGCAAUAUGGCUGAUCUUUUCGCCAAAGUUAAUUGCACGUACUGCCAGGAGGAAAUUAGUGGGGUGCGGAUUCAGUGCUGCGAAUGUCCCAAUUUCGAUAUUUGCCACUUGUGUUUCGCGUCGGGUGCCGAAAUAGGUCCACAUAAGAACGACCACUCAUACAGAUUUGUGGACAACUGCUCGGUGAGUAUUUUCGGCGGUAGGGGCUCUUGGACCGGCAGGGAACACCUGCAGCUGUUAGACGCGGUCGAAUUGUACGCUUAUGGGAAUUGGGAACUUGUCGCUAAGAAUGUUGGUACCCGUACAGCUGAAGAGUGCAAAGAGGAGUAUAUUUCGCGCUACCUGGACGGGAACAUCGGCAGGGCCACCUGGGCCCAACUGGCCAAUCACAAAUUGAAUUUCGUCAACCACGUUCCAGAAGAUAAUGGUCCUUUAUCCCAGAACGCCCUCUCCAGGCUGCCUCCGUUGGAUUGCACGCCCGAGGAGGCUGCGUGGUUGGGGUAUAAGCCACACAGAGACGAUUACGAAAGGGAAUAUUCUCCAAGCUCCGAGCAACUCGUCGCCGAGCUGCAGCUCGAGGUGGAGGACGAGGGCGAGGUGGAGAAAGCGUUAAAACUCGCCAUAGUUGACAUAUACUCAAGACGGCUGCGCGAGCGGUCAAGAAGGAAAAGAAUCGUUCGCGAUUACCAGCUUGUCCGAAAGUUUUUCAACAAUUCGAGGAAAGACCAGAUGAAGGCGCAGGUACCCAAACAACAAAGAGAGUUGCGUGACAAGAUGCGGGUAUUUGCACAGUUCCUGUCGUGCGGCGAGCACGAGAGGUUAAUCUCGAGCAUGGAACGGGAACGCGAGUUGCGUCACCGGCUUGCGGACCUGACGCGUUACCGCAGCCUGGGCCUCCUCACGCAGCAGGAUAUCAUCCACUUCGAACAGCAUGCGGCCUAUCAGCGGCAACAGGCCAGACAAAAAUCUGGCAGCAGUGGAUCGGUGGCGACGCGCACGGAGCAGCGCUCCGUAAACGGAAGCGUAGAAAGCGAUCAAGAUUUCACCGGCGAAAAAUCCACGUCGGAUCCAAGCGGCGGCUGCGCUUCAUCCAGCAGCAACGACAGCAGCAGCUUCAGCAACAAUUCGAACUGCUCCAGUAGCCAAGAGGCGGCGGUGCCGGCCCCCGAUCUCGCCAAACUGCCGAUGGGGUCGUUGCUGUCGCGUAACGAGAUACAACUCUGCACCGACCUCAACCUAGUGCCCAUGGCCUACGUCACCAUGAAGUCGCUCAUUAUUAUGGCGUUUUGCAGGAUAACCUGCUGUCGCCAGGAAAGUACACCGCAGAGGCGGAUGAUUCCGACGACUCGGGGGCAGAGGACACUCCCAUCGAAAAGGGUGAUUCUAAACCCGACAGCGAAGAAACGAACGUUCAGUUCGAAGUGAUCAAUUUUCUAAGCCGCAGCGGGUGGCUGCCCAACGUGUCGGUUAAUUGAAUGUCGCGUAGACGAUGGUUUAGUUUCCAGUUUGUUUUUGUCGGUAGGGUUUAACGGGCAGAGUUGUAUUUCGUCUUUUUUCUUCUUUCCUUUCGUCUUAAAUUGUACGGAAAUCGCUUCAACAUUGCAUGUGUACAUAACAAAUUAUUUAGUUGUAUAUAAAGUGAU
Cylas formicarius (sweet potato weevil) is the source of this 1907-nucleotide messenger RNA. RefSeq names its product transcriptional adapter 2B (gene Ada2b). The coding region runs from base 271 to 1689 and encodes 472 amino acids. The transcript has 11 exons. Gene Ontology annotation, cellular component: SAGA-type complex; nucleus. The record is from RefSeq and is a predicted model, not a curated record. NCBI's taxonomy places the organism in Eukaryota, Metazoa, Arthropoda, Insecta, Coleoptera, Brentidae. Gene Ontology annotation, molecular function: zinc ion binding; transcription coactivator activity; chromatin binding. Gene Ontology annotation, biological process: chromatin remodeling; regulation of transcription by RNA polymerase II.